Truncatella angustata is the source of this 2157-nucleotide messenger RNA. RefSeq lists its product as uncharacterized. The transcript has a single exon. Gene Ontology annotation, molecular function: alpha-(1->6)-fucosyltransferase activity. Gene Ontology annotation, biological process: protein N-linked glycosylation. The record is from RefSeq and is a predicted model, not a curated record. Lineage: Eukaryota; Fungi; Ascomycota; Sordariomycetes; Amphisphaeriales; Sporocadaceae. Bases 101 to 1942 code for a protein of 613 amino acids.
GCAUCGUCACUCCUUACCACCAUAAUAAUUUCCGGCAAACCCGACACCUUCUCCUCAACUACAAACUGACAGCAGAUAUUCUGCGCACAAUACCGUCGACAUGCCGUCACACCUUGGAGUACCUCAUACUUCCCACGCCAAGAUGAUUAUAUCACCGCCGCGCUUGAAUCUGCGCAGAGCCGCAUCAUAUACCGGCGUACCAAAUGAGAAGCUACCGUUGUCGGCGACAUCAUCAAGUUUCAACUUUAAUCACCUUCUCUUCUCCCCUCCGCCGUCGCCCGGUCUACCCCAGCUAGUAACGCGGCCGCGGAAAGCUUCAAAUGCUCCACGACCAAGCAGAGUGUUCCGAGGUCUGGGAUGGGUUAUCACGCUCGUCAUUUUCCUUUAUCUUUCCAGGGUUGUAGUCAGGAAAAACGUUUCGCUUCCACUUGUCGGAGGCUGGGAGAAGACAGGAGAUUUCGAGAUGGUCGGUCAGUACGACCUGCCGGAUUUUCCGACUCCUAUAGCCGUUACAGACCGUCGUGGCAGAUCGAAGUGGACGGUUUCUAUCCCACCCACAUAUGAUUUUCCACUGACGACCAAGGAGUACUCGGACAUCUGCGCAAAGUGCCACGAGGUUGCGGCACAUGUCCGAGAGUUGCAAGGAGAUUCACAUCCCUCGCAACAAGCACAGCUAGACUAUUAUUAUCAGGAUCCCUAUUUUGUCGACGUACACGAAGCCGAGAGCCAUGGUCUGCUUCCGGGCAUGGAUGCCCAGGCCCACCAGACCAUGGCAAAAGUGCCUGAAGGCCAUUUUGUCGGGCGCAAUGAGACCGACAUGGUUGACAGGCCUGUCUGCACAACCUCAAUGACGUUCGUGCUGGAAUCACCAGAAGCUGGUAUCGGGCCAACACUCAUGAUGUUGUGGAUGGCGUAUGGAUUGGCUCAGAAGGAAAACCGUGCCUUCUUCAUUGACGAUACGAGAUGGGCGUACGGGGAGUAUACGAACUUGUUCAAGGCACCCCCUGUGCCCGCAUGCAACCCGCCGCCUAGGCACGAGAUGUUGCCUUGUCCUCAUCAUGCUCGCCAUCUGGCAGUAUCGGUCGCGACAGCACGUGAUACGUUCGGGCACAGUUUCGACUAUCAGUAUGAACAUCCCCAAAGAAACGACGUCACUCGGGAGAAGCCAAUGUACAACCUAGCUCGGGCUGGGUACGAAGCGCUGUUUCACCUGGUUGAUGAGGAUCGUUCUUAUGUCGAAAAGCGCAUCCAGGAGCUGAAGGCUAAAGCGGCGGUUCCUGGGGAAAGCAACCACGAUGGGUCCAUAAUUGGUGUCCAUGUGCGACAUGGCGAUCAGCAUCCCUUUGAGACCCAGUACAGCGCAACAUAUAUGCCUCUGAUCAGAUACACUGAGGUGAUCCAACAGAUCAUCGACGACGCCCACAACGCCAGCAUGCCGGACGGCGGUGAUGAUGUAGUAGCCAAACAGCACUCACAAGUUGUUCUCGCGUCUGACAAUCCUGACGUCUACACAUCUGAUGAGUUCUCCGGUUCAGUGCGUGCACAAGAACGGAUCCAGCUGGCCAGUGUGGCGCACCCAAAGCCAGCAAGUCAAGAUCCUCAUGUGAUGCACAAGUUUCAGGAAGAAACCUUUGGUUGGGAAGGCGGCUUUUUCGGAAGCAUGUUCUGGAACCUAGGCCGAUCAACUCACAACAAUGCCGAUUCUGACGGUGUAGCAACCGUUGUCCACUCGUCCGACGCCACACGCUUGAGGAGUCUCAUCGGCCGAUCGUACAUGCUCGACCUUGCCAUCUUAGGGCGGGGCACCGAUACGGUCAUCUGUACCGUCAGCUCAGCGGGUUGUCGACUCGUGGCGGUGAUCAUGGGCUGGGAGAAAGCCAUGGGGGAAGGCAACUGGGUCAACAUUGAUGGAAACUAUCUCUGGACCGGCGUGUCCAUAUAAUAACUAAACCCCCAAUCAUAUGUUUGGCGCAACUCAGAAAAGCUUGGAAAAUCGCCGCAGGGGUGCAAAGGGAGAGAGAAAAUCACUUACAGUACAUAAUUAGCAUUUUAUCGCGAGGCGUUUGGGUGGAUUCGUUGCUUUUAUCACUAUUUAGGAUACCACAGAUACGUCGAUCAGGCGCAUUUCGAUGUUGCAUUAAGAGUAGGCCAUCCCGG